CUGGAAUCUGAUUGGCUAUCGUAGAGUAGGCGUCAUCUCCUUGUAGUCAGGAAGUGCCUGUGUCCGUCUGGUGGUGGAGGGCACAGCGGAGGAUUCCUCCGUGUUCUCCGCCAUGAGCUCUCCGGCGCUGCGUGAAUGCCUGCGGGAAUGGGACGACUUGCAGGAACACUACCAGGAGAUCCAGGAGUCUCAUCGCUUAUAUAAGCAGAAGUUGGAGGAACUAACCAAGCUCCAGAGUCGAUGCUCUAACUCUAUUUCCCGACAGAAGAAGAAACUAAAAGAGCUAUCAACAGAACUAAAAAAGUGUAAAGCCACAGAAGAAAAAGACGACUACCAAGUUAAGGAGAUCUUUGAUCAUAUGAAGAGUCGAGAAAAAACAUUCUUUGAGAUGGAAUCUUUCCUUCCCAAAAAGAAUGGAUUAUACUUGAGUCUUGUAUUGGGCAAUGUGAACGUGACUCUCCUGAGCAAGCAGGCUAAGUUUGCAUACAAGGAUGAGUAUGAGAAGUUCAAGUUGUAUCUCACUAUGAUUCUAAUGGUGCUGUCCUUUAUCUGUCGCUUCAUUCUGAAUUCGAGGGUAACGGACGCUGUGUUCAACUUUCUACUUGUUUGGUAUUACUGUACCCUAACAAUUCGGGAAAGCAUUUUAAUCAACAAUGGAUCCAGAAUUAAGGGCUGGUGGGUUCUGAAUCAUUAUAUCUCUACGUUCCUCUCUGGAGUCAUGCUAACCUGGCCAGAUGGGUUAAUGUACCAGAUGUUCAGAAACCAAUAUCUCUCUUUCUCCAUGUACCAAAGUUUUGUCCAGUUCCUGCAGUAUUACUACCAAAGUGGCUGUCUGUAUAGACUCCGCGCUCUUGGAGAAAGGCACAAUAUGGACUUGACAGUGGAGGGGUUCCAGUCCUGGAUGUGGAGAGGUUUGACCUUUCUAUUGCCAUUCCUAUUCUUUGGUCAGUUCUGGCAGCUAUACAAUGCCAUCACACUCUUCCAGCUGGCCCGGCUCCCAGAGUGCAAGGAGUGGCAGGUCGCCAUGUGCAUCCUCCCGUUCCUCAUUCACUUUUUGGGGAAUUUUUUCACCACCCUGCGUGUCGUCCAUCAGAAAUUCCAGAAACAAAAUGAAGGGCAGAAGGAAAAGUAAAGACAAGGGCAGAAGCCUGAGUGAACUCGGGACUGAUCCGUCCAAAGCUACCAGUGGUCCUCACACUUUACACAGUAACAGGAGAUGUCUCCUGGCUUAUACAUGUUUUCAUUCUGUUCGUAUGAAUGUUUGAAAUCCUUUGGAAAGUGGCUCUCCAUUUCUUAGUUAAUUAUUUAUACUGAGGGUUCGCUAUGUUUUUUUUUUUUUUUAUUUUGUCCAAUCAUCUUUUAAUAAUGUAAAAAUGUUCUCAUACUCCAUGGUCCUUUUAAGGAGUAGCCCUGGGACUAAAAUUAUUAUUGAGGCAAUUGCACAGUGUUUCCAAAUCUUUGGAAAUGAUUACUUAAAAUGGCCAACAUGCAAUCAUAUACAGAUAAACCCUUAAUAUUGGAUGUGUGUUAAAAAUGAUCAUUGCUGUAUUCCACACAUCAGUUUGGAAACAGCAAAUGCGUAAUGUUAAUUUUUUACUAGCCCAGACCCAUUCAGUAGCAAGAACAGGUCUUGUUCUUCCUGCCGUGAGUCUGCACUCCAGAAAAUGUACGCCUGCACUCCUGGUCCUGUAAUAAACCUUUACAGAAA
Molecule: messenger RNA, 1708 nt
Organism: Spea bombifrons (plains spadefoot toad)
Lineage: Eukaryota; Metazoa; Chordata; Amphibia; Anura; Pelobatidae
Gene: TMEM120A
Product: transmembrane protein 120A
Exons: 12
Coding region: 113-1132 (339 amino acids)
Biological process (GO): fat cell differentiation
Cellular component (GO): membrane
Source: RefSeq, a predicted model, not a curated record